Messenger RNA from Caenorhabditis sp. 36 PRJEB53466, 9541 nucleotides. Lineage: Eukaryota; Metazoa; Nematoda; Chromadorea; Rhabditida; Rhabditidae. The record is from the annotation of a GenBank genome assembly.
AUGGAUGAAGGUAAACAGCCACCUACCCCUCGCUACAACUAUAUAGUUUUGUUCUUGUUUUCAGGCGAUGAUUAUGUACCACAAAUGUCCCAAAUGGCCGACUACACUCAGAUGGCUCAGAUGGGCGGACCGGCACCACCACAGCAGCGGUAUCCGCCGCCCGGGAUGCCGAUGAAUCCAUAUGAGCAACAGCAGCACCAUCAGAUGAUGAUGAUGCAACAACAACAGCACAUGCAGCACAUGGCCAGUCAACAACAACAACAAGCGGCCGCCGCGCAACCUGCACCGGCCAAAAAACCGCGCGGAAAGUCGAAGAAAGCACAAGCGGCCGAAGCUGCGGCUGCAGCGGCCGCGGCUGCCAAUCAGAUGGAUCCGAUGGCGUCAAUGGCUGCGAUGUCGAACAAUCCGAUGAUGCGAGGCAACGCCUAUCCAGUAUGUUUUCCUUUAUGCUAAGGCAAAUCGUUUCUAAUCUAGCUAGCUAAUUCGCGUUUCUAACCGAACCUAGUUAGAUUGCUAAUUUACUGCGAUUAGAUUGCAAAUUCUUCUGCAAAUUCACUGAUAAAUUUUUUAAUUAGAGUGACAAAGCAAAAUUUUUCUAAAUAGAUUCAAAAUUUUUUCGGUCAAAUCUAGCUAGUAUUCCAUUUUCAUCUAGCUAGAUUAGAAACUCGGUUUAGAUCACAAAAUCUCCUAACUAGAUUACAAACGAUUUGCCUGAGUGCAGGAAUAAACUGCCUAGAGUUUCAAUCAAGUAGAAGUAUUCUUCACCUGCCUUUACUUUGUUUUUAUCACCAACAAUCUUUUUUCUAGAACCAGAUUGCUAUGUACGGCGGAGCACACUAUCAAGGUGUUAACGGACCAGCACAACAGGGUUACCGGCCAGGACCCAUUGCUGGAGCACCACAACAGUAUCCGCAGAACUAUCAGCAAAUGUACCAUCCACAACAGCCGCCGCAGCAACAACAACGGGCGCCACCUCAGCAGCAGCAGCAACAAUCACAACCUGGUUAUCCGUACGGAUAUGGACAGACUCCUGCCGGAUACCCACCACAACCGCCACCGCAACAAACACAGUAUCCGCAGCAAGCGCCACCACAACAUAUGAGGCAUCAGUACGCGCCACAAGGCCAGCAACCGCCUCCCGGCUAUUGGGAAGGCUAUCCAGGGUACGGGAACAGUGUGCCAGUGCCUCAACAGACAGUUCCGGUGCCUCCACAGCUUCCGGUGACGUCACAGCCGAUGACGAUGCCGUCUCAACAGCAGAAUCAGUGGACGCCUCAACCACCACAACCGACGCCAGCCGACCUGAUGGUACGUAUGAGCAUAACUGAAAGCAUAAUUGGGGAAUGUUGUGUACAAUUAAGAUUUAAAGCUUUUUGCGUCUGAAGAAAAGGUAUGCUCAAUUUACCGCUCUUGCCAAUCGGUGUUUGCAGGCUCAAGCCUAAUGUCAGGAAAUUUUGGCUUGAGUCUGCAAACACCGAGGGGGCAAUUGCGAUGAAUUGAGUGUAGUAAAUCGAAAAGCAGCGAUGACGUUAUGCUACUUUACCCACAAAAAGACCCUUGAGAUUUGGUCUUAUUUAUAGUUAUCAUUAGAGCAUGUAAUGUUCGUUGAUCAGUAGAAACUACAUCAGAAAGAUGUUCACUCUUAUUUUACAAAAUACUUUUCAGAAUGUGAUUGCCCAACUGGAAAAAUCAGCGGCCGAAAUCAAAGGACGGAUGCAGCAGAUCUAUAAUCUGCCUCGGAACACCGCCGCAGACGCAGAAAUUCAACAGCUACAGCACAAGCUCGGCGCCAUCCAGAACGACAUCUAUCGAUACGGCCAACAACUACAGCAGUUGCAGCAGUACCCUCCGAUGCCGGGACAGCACCAUCCUGGAUCAGUUCCUCCACCCACAUCGCAGACCGCUUCAAUGCCUCCGAGUCAGCACAUUACACCGAACCCAACGCCAGUUCAUGUGAAUCAGAGCGGAAGUCAGGUUCAGUUGAAUAUCACCGCCGACAAGUCACGGACUUUGAUCUCUGUCUAUCACGAGGGGUACGGAGGUUCGGGCGCAAGUUCCACGGAGAGCAAGGAGUCGAUUGUGCCUCCGGAGCCGACGCCUUCGAUGCAACAACAGCCGCCGGAGCCGCCUGUACCACAACAACAACAGCAAACGCCUCAACAAGUCCCACAGGUGAAGAGGGAGCCCGAGAAGGUAGCCGCAUAUCAACAACAGACUCCACAACAGCAAUCGUACAACGGAAUGGAGAAUGGAUCGUCCGCGAAUCCGUAUGCGCAGCAGCAAAUGUACGGACAGCAGUAUCCGCAUCCGAAUGUGAGUGCAACGAGACAUUAACUCAGAUUUUUGCAACCUAAUUAGUGGUUUCAGAUGGCCGGCUAUCCGCAACAACAUCAGGCAAUGCACCAGCAACUACAAGCGCCGGCUGGCUACGGGAGAGCUCCGAGCGCUCCGCAAGAUAUGCAGCAAAUUCAACCGCCGUCUGUUGAAUCGUCUCAACAUCAGCAAUUUCCUGGAUAUCCUCCAGAAUUCGCUGUUUCGUCAACCUUCACAUCCCAGAGUUCUGAUUCUAAUCAGAAUUCAGGCGGGGCUCAGCAGCUUCCAAUUACUGAGGCUGAGCCGAUAAAGCACGGGAUCGCCGAGCCAGCAGAGUCCGAGGUAUCCUCGUCAACUGUUGAGCCCGUUCAGCAACAUCAACAAUCCAUUGCCGAUGUUGUCGAAUCAAUGCCACACGCGGCUGAGCUCAUUCAGGUGCCGUCACUUAAUCCAGCAGAGCCCAUAGAUGAGCAAAAGCCGGAAGAGCAGGACAUUGAGCCGGAGCCGAUUAAAAUUGAGCAAAAGCCCGUUGACGAUUGGAAAGAAGACGUCGGCGAAGAGCAAGAGCAGCAGAUUAGCGAUGAGUCGGAGCCGCACAACAACGGACAUAUUGUGGAUUCGACCACUUCCGCAGUCAUUCUCGAUAACAACCAGCUUGAAGUGGCUCAGGAGGAAGAAGUGGAAAGUGAAGGUGACACGACGAUGGUGAAGGCUGAGGAAGAAGAGGAGGAGGAAGAGGCGCCGGUGAUGUUGGAGGAUAUCAACAAUCUGGCUGGAGAAGAGGUCUUCGGAGAAGAAGGGGCUGACGAGGACGACAUUCUCAAGAAGCAGGAGUAUCCGGAGGAAAAGGACGAUGAGGAGUACGUGCAACCGGAAGGAAGUGUAGAACCAGAAGAAGAAGAAGAAGAGCGGGAGCAGAAAGAGGAGCAGGAAGAGGACGAUGAUCAGUCUUCCAUAACCACCAAGGAUGACUUCAAGGAUAUGAGUGAGGCGCCCAGUGAGACUAAUGACGGGUUCACUGAACCUUCGACUCCUGCAACUCCGAUGAUGGUGACGCCGUCAAGCAAAAAGAAGACGUACCGACGACCGGCUGUGGUGGUGUCAAAGUCGAAAAAGAAGAAGAGUGUGGAUGAUUCGGACGACGACGACUUCUACCCUGCACGUGGAAAAGGCAGAAAGAAGGGCGGAGGCGGCGGAAAGAAGAAGAACGACCUGGUUAUAGUCGGAGAAGAAUCACAGGACGGACAGAAGAGUGGAGAGUCGGACGACGAUGAGUUCUUGAUCAAGGUCGAAGCUCCUGCUGUCGAUCCCAAUGCUUUGGUCGUUGAGAAGAUUCUCAAUCUUCGCGUGCACAAGGAAGAAGUGGAAGAGGGCGCUGAGCCGAAGGAAGAGGUAGAGCAGUUCCUGAUAAAAUGGAAAGGCAGGUCUUAUGUGCAUUGCGAGUGGAAGUCUGCCGCUGAACUGCUCGAGAUUGAUAAGAGAGUGGAUGGAAAGAUCAAGCGGUUCCGAGCAAAGAAGAGCGUUUCCUACAUCGAUGACGACGAGGACUUCAACAGCGAUUACGUUAUUGUGGAUCGAGUUGUCGACCUCAUCACGGAAGAGGACGGACAAGAGUUCGUACUUAUCAAAUGGAAGAGUCUGGGAUACGAAGAGGUCACGUGGGAACCCGUCGAAAAUGUUCCCGCAGAAAAAGUCCAUGUGUGGAGGAGACGGCAAGUCAUCGAUCCAGCCAAAGUGAAGGAAAAGGCACGACCCGAACCUGAAGAGUGGAAGAAGCUGAGUCAGUCGAAAGUGUGGAAGAACGGGAACUCGCUCAGAGAGUAUCAGUUCGAAGGCGUCGAUUGGCUUCUCUACUGUUACUACAACGCGUGAGUAAACCUUUUCAAUUUAACAAUGGAACUUCGUAUUGAACUCUAGGAAUUACUUGUUUAUGAGCUCUUUCUUUUCAGGCAAAACUGCAUCCUCGCCGACGAAAUGGGUCUUGGAAAGACAGUCCAAACUAUCACUUUUUUGUCGCAAGUGUACGAUUUUGGUGUGCGCGGCCCGUUCCUCAUCGUCGUUCCUCUUUCGACUAUCCACAAUUGGGUCAGAGAGUUCGAAACGUGGACGGAUAUGAAUGCCGUCGUUUACCACGGGAGUGCAUACGCCAGAGAAGUCCUUCAGCAAUACGAGGUCUUCUAUGAUAAACGGCAUUCUGGAUCCAAAAACUGGCGGAAGAACUUUGUAAAGUUGGACGCGUUGAUCACCACAUUCGAGACUGUCGUUUCGGAUGUCGAGUUCCUCAAAAAGAUUCCGUGGAGAGUGUGCGUUAUUGAUGAAGCUCACAGACUCAAAAACCGGAACUGCAAGCUUCUGGUCAACGGAUUGCUCGCAUUCCGAAUGGAGCACCGUGUUCUGCUCACCGGAACUCCUCUCCAGAAUAAUAUCGAGGAACUCUUCUCCCUGCUCAACUUUCUUCAUCCACUACAGUUCAACAACUCCGCCACAUUCUUGGAGCAAUUUGGAUCUUGCCAAACCGACGAUCAAGUGCAGAAACUUCAGGAGAUUCUCCGGCCGAUGAUGCUUCGCCGGUUGAAAGAAGACGUGGAGAAGUCGUUGGGGCCGAAGGAGGAAACUAUCAUUGAAGUGCAGCUUUCGGAUAUGCAGAAGAAGUUCUAUCGUGCGAUUCUGGAGCGAAACUUCAGUCAUCUGUGCAAGGGAACGUCUGCUCCAUCACUGAUGAACGUGAUGAUGGAGCUCCGCAAGUGCUGCAACCAUCCCUUCCUCAUCAACGGAGCUGAAGAGACCAUUAUGAAUGACUUCCGAACGGCCCAUCCUGAUUGGGACGAUGAGACUCUGGCUCACAAGGCUCUAAUUCAAUCUUCUGGAAAAGUUGUACUCAUUGAGAAGUUGCUGCCGAAGCUGAGAAAAGAUGGACACAAAGUGCUCAUUUUCUCGCAGAUGGUGAAAGUGUUGGAUCUUCUGGAGGAAUUCCUGAUCAGUAUGGCCUAUCCGUUUGAAAGAAUUGAUGGAAAUGUACGAGGCGAUCUCCGACAAGCUUCAAUCGAUCGAUUCAGUAAAGAAAGUGAGUUUUCUAAACUUGGAAGCUUCAAAUAAAUUUUUUUUUUUUUCAGAUUCGGACCGCUUCGUCUUCCUGCUCUGUACUCGUGCCGGAGGUCUUGGAAUCAAUCUGACUGCCGCUGACACUGUCAUCAUCUUCGAUUCUGACUGGAAUCCUCAAAACGACCUCCAAGCGCAGGCCCGCUGUCAUCGUAUCGGACAGAAGAAAUUGGUGAAAGUGUACAGACUGAUCACUUCCAACACUUACGAGCGAGAGAUGUUUGACAAAGCCUCUCUGAAACUCGGACUCGACAAGGCAGUUCUUCAAUCCACGACAGCUCUUAAGGCAGAAGGUACUGCAUUGAGUAAGAAGGACGUGGAAGAACUUCUGAAGAAAGGAGCAUAUGGAUCCAUUAUGGACGAGGAGAACGAAUCGGCCAAGUUCAACGAGGAAGACAUCGAAACUAUUCUUCAGCGCAGAACUCAAACGAUCACGCUUGAAGCCGGACAGAAGGGAUCGCUUUUCGCCAAAGCUUCCUUCAAUUCCACGCACAAUAAGGGAGAUGAUAUCGACCUCGAUGAUCCGGAAUUCUGGAAUAAAUGGGCCGAGAAGGCGCAAGUGGAUGUGGAGAAAGCGACGGCGACUCCAGAUGGAAGAGAGCUGAUUCUGGAGGAGCCAAGAAAGCGAACGAAACGAUUCGAGGACAAUAAGAUUGAUGAGGAAGACUCGGAUGGAAGUGAGGAGAGCGGAAAGCGAAAGCGGAACGCGCAAGGAGCGUCCGCUCGGAAGAGGAGAAGAGAUGACGAGGACACGGACUACUCGGCUAGUUACCGGCCAGAUGAGUUGGCGACAAGCAAAACCGAAUACUUCAAAGUGGAAAAGGUGCUCGCUCAGUACGGAUGGGGACGAUGGGCUGAAAUCAAGAAGUACGGAGAACUGGAAAUUGCCGAGCAGGACAUCGAGCACAUGUCGCGAACCCUGCUACUUCAUUGCAUUCGAGAGUUCCGUGGUGACGAUCGCAUCCGACAGUUUGUAUUCAAUCUGAUCAAGCCCCAAGGAGGCAACGGAAGCAAGGAAGUGAAGAGCGGAUCGUCAGUGUACCACCAGGGAUGGGCUGCUCUUCCGGAGUUCAAUCCACCGAGCUUCGCAUUAGAUUCCGCCUUCCAGCGACACGUUCAUCGCCACGCCAACAAGUUGAUGGUGAAGAUUGAUAUGCUGAAACACCUGGAGACGCAUAUCAUCGGAGACGAAAGGGCCAUCGUGGAAGAUCCGACAGUCAAGUGGACCGAUAUCAAACUGAUGGAGAUGCCAAGCGUUUCGGAAACGUUCAUCGAAGGAUGGGAUGCUGAUUGUGACAAGUGCUUCCUCAUCGGAUGCUGGCGACAUGGACUCGAUAAUUACGAAGUGAUGCGAGCUGACGAGACGUUGUGUUUCACUAAGAAGACGUUCCCGAACUGGCCGCCACCGUCCGAUUUCUGGCUCAGGUUCCGAAGACUAUUGAUGGUCAGCCAGCGAAGUGUGCACGAUCCUGUCUACGAAAAGCUGAAGUGGACGAAACGAGAAGAGCAGGAGUUUAUGCGUGUGCUCCGAUCGUUCGGAAUCAAGGAAUCGAAACCAGGUCCCGGAGUGGAUUGGGCUCCGUUCAGAGCAUUCUCGCCGAUUCUCGAAAAGAAGUCUGACGAGGAGUGUCAUGAGCAACUGAUGUGCGUGCUAGCCAUGUGCAACAGAGCUCAAGGAUCGAAUGACUUGAAACCAAUCGACCUGAAAAGAGCAAUGUCUGUGGAUCCGAUGAGCUCGAGGAGAGCCGUGAAAGUGCUUAAUCGUCUUCAUCUGAUGCGGAAGGUUCACACUCUUGCCGAUCAUCUGGAAGUGGCCGAUCUUUCUAUGUGUGAGACGACUGGAAUGCCAAGCGGAUGGAGCACUCAACACGACAAAGAGCUGAUCGAGAUUUGCGAUCAGUGCGGACUUGAUCAGCUUGCUGCCAAUGUUCUUAACAAGCCUGCCUUCACCAAGAUUGUUCGGCCAUCAGAGACCACUCUGGUUCGACGUAUAAUUGAGAUUGUGUCAACGAUCGAGUCUGGCAAGUGGUGUGGCGUUGGCGAUGUCGAAUCGGUGAACGACAGUGAUUCCGAAGAGAAAAAGGAGAUUGCGAAUAUGGCAGCCGCGCAGCAGCAGUUCCUUCGUCUUCAACAACAGCAUCAAGCUGCUGCCGCAGCAACAGCCGCAGCAAGCCGGAAAGGAGGCCGAAAACGACCGAACAACGACCAGGAUGCAGCCAGAUCAAGAGCAGUGCAACAAGCUCUUCUGGGCGGAGCUGGACACGCCGAAUACGCCAGUCUGAUGGCUUUAAUGAUGCUCUCACCUCAGAUGCUGGGCACACAGAACAUGUCGGCUGCCCAACAACAACAAGUCUCUCAGCUACUCGCUCUGGUCCUCGCCAGUGCCGUUCAACAGAGCGCCGCUCCUGCAGCCUCGUCCAGCUCUUCGAAGAACAGCAGCAGCAAUCAACAACAGUCUGCCGCCGGAAUGCUCGCACAGGCCGCCGCAGCUUCGAACGACGCUGCGGCCGCUGCUCAACAACAAGCGGUUCUCGAGGCACUUCUCGCGAUGACAAUGAACCCGGCAGCUCUGGCUGCGCUCACCGGAACCGCUCAGCCAUCCACCUCGGCCACAUCGUCUUCCACUCCAACUCCUGCAAAGAAAAUGAGCAAACCGGCUCCGAAGGAAACUGCUUCUUCCACAGCCUCUGCUGCCGCCGCUGCUGCAGCAGCUUCUCAAGCUUCUCAAGCCGCUCAAGCGGUUGCUCUGGCACAGCAGAAGCAGCAAGAGCAACUGAUCGUUCAGUUGCUGAAUACGGCUGGAAUUGGAAUCCCGGAGUUGAACAAGUUGAAUACAAUGUCGAAGGAUGUGAAGAUUCCGAUGGUGCACAAGACGACGAAGGAGGCUCUGCCAGAGUCCAAGCGUCCGCAGAUUCGAGAUUUGACGGUGUUCGUGAUGUCCAAUCAGGAAUGGAAGCUUGAUUUGCCUGCGUUCACUGAAAUGACCAAGGCUGUUCCUUCUAGUGCUCGUCCGUCUGCACCAGCAACUCCGGCUCCGACUGCAACUCCGAAACCUGCAACUCCAAAAGUUGAGCCAAAGCCGUCUACGUCUACUGCGGCGUCUGCCACGUGUAACAUCAAAGUUGGUGGAAGUCUGGCGCUCGACGACAUGGUUUCGGUGUUUAAUCGAAACACUGGAGAGCUAUUGGCCGCAUCCAAGUGGCCUAAGGCUAAGGAUCUUGCCACGUGGCUGGAAGCAAAUCCGGAGUAUAACGUGCACUCGAACAGUGCUCUGAUUGCAACUCUAUCAUUGGGAUCAGUCCACAAUGACCGAAUCGGAGGGGAUUCUUUCUCUACGCCUGUUGCCACGUCAAUUCCAUCGACGGCCCAUACUCCCGCUCCUCCAUUGACGCCUUCAACUCCGUCGGCUGCGUCAACGGCAGCAGCGAAUGCAGCGGCCACAGCCGCGGCUAAUGCGCAAUUGGUAGCUUUGGCUGCCGCGAGUGCAGCUGCUCAGCAACAAGCACAAACGAAUGCCACGCCGACAAGCACGAGCAAGUCUCGAAAUGGUAAGAAACCCAAAAAUUGAGCAGAUCACUCAUUACUAUUGGUUAUUCAGCAGCCGCCGCCGCGCAAGCUCAAGCACAAGCUCAGGCCAACCAGGAGGCGAAACAGCAGAUGGAACUUCUUCAGAUGCAAAUGUUCCUUCAGCAGUAUCAGCAGACGGCUGCUCUUCAAGCGAUGAUGUACGGAGGAUAUGGAAUGCCGACCACAUCGGCCGCCUCGUCAACUGCCAACGUCGCCUCGAUGGCUGCGAUGGCCGCUGCUCAAGCUGCAGUGGUUAACAGUACUCCAACCACUACAAAGGUACUCCGAUUCCGAUUAAAAUAAGACAUCAUCUAACUUCUCUUAACUUCAGGCCGCCACGUCUUCCACACCUUCCACGUCAUCAGCUGCCGCUGCCAGCGCGGCAGCUUCUUCCUCAGCCAACUCUGCCGAAGACAUAAAUCCUCUGCUGCUUUCGGCACUAAUGCAAAACCCGGCGAUUCUUCAAUCGAUGAUGCUUUCCGAUCCGAGUGUGCUGGUAGCUCUAUCCGCUCAAGCUCACCAACAGCAGCAGCCGGCCGCCAAAAAGUCCAAACACCCGUAA